AAUGUUAUCAGCUAUGGCGGCCUUUGAUAAUAUUAUAUCUUGAAUUAAGUUGGAUCGUGUUUUCGUAAUAUAUUUUUAAAUUUUCUAGUUAAAUAAAUGUGUCUUACGGUAUUUUAAUAUUAUUAUUGUAUUGCAAUUUUCCAAAUAAUAUUAGUGUUAUUUUCUACAUUUUAUGCUCUUUAAGCAUUGUUGAUAUUAUUAUUUUUAUUUUUCAUAGAUAAUUAUGUAGGUAUAUAUAAUAUAAUUAAAAAUUAAUUACUGAUUUAUUUAAAACUAAGAAAAGACAUUUUGAAGUUCAUGGUAUACAUUAGUCAUGAAUAAUCCAGGAUCAUUUGCUAGUAAAUAUGUUUUUCCCAUUUUUCUGAUGUCAUUGUUUUAAAAUAUUAUUUAUAUUAUUGUAGAGGAGUUUAGCAGAGUAAAAGCAUCUGAACAUUAUGAAACAAUUAAUUCUAUUGGCAAAUACGACAAUCCAGCAGCUGCCAAUCAGCCCAGUACAAGUUAUAAUCAGCCUAGUACAAGCCAUAAUCAGCCCAGCACAAGCAGUAUAAAACAAUCUCCUGUUAAAUCUGGAAAUUCCAACAGCGUGUUAGUUAAUCCAAAACAAGUAUGUAUUUUACUGUCUAUUCCGUAUAAAAUAUAAUCAAUUUAUAACUUAUGUAUUUUGUACUUUUAGAGAGGUAAUCCGUUAAUUAAAUCAAUCAUCAAUGUACCCUGGGAGUAUUCGGAUAAUAUUGUACCAGACUAUGUAAUGGGACGUACGACUUGUGCUCUAUUUUUAUCUCUGCGUUACCAUAUCUUAAAGCCUGACUAUAUAUACAACAGAGUGAAAUCUUUGGGAAAACUUUACGAACUGCGCGUUUUGGUACUUCAAAUUGAUGUAAAAGAGCCUCACAAUGCGCUCAAACAGUUGACCAGAAUGUGUUUGGUAGCUGAUCUUACAUUAAUGUUGUCUUGGAGUUCAGAAGAAGCAGGCAAACUUAUUGAAACAUAUAAAAUAUUUGAAAAUAAACCACCAGAUCUCAUAAUGUCAAAAACCGAAGGAGAUGAUUAUUCUAGGGUAAAUUUUAGGUUUUUUUAUUUUAAAUUCAUCUAUGAAAUAUUAUGUUUUAAACAAUUUAUAGUUGGCCAAUGCUCUCACAACUAUCCGUGCUGUAAACAAAACCGAUGCCGCGUUGUUACUAUCUACAUUUGGUUCAUUGGAGAACAUUUGUAAUGCCACUCUAAAGGCUUUAACAUUGUGUCCAGGAUUUGCUCAACAUAAAGCCACACAGUUAUACAACACGUUGCACAAACCUUUCCUAAAAUCUAAUACAAAAGAAAAUUAAUAUUUUAAUAUAAUUUUUCUUCAUUGAAAAAAUGUACUUUGUGAUACUACUACAUAGGUAAAAAUAAAAAAUUAUUUUUAAUUUCUUUAUAGAUCAUAUAAAAAUUGAAUUACAAUCAUUUGUAUUAUAUUUGAUAAUGAGUUUAAAUACUAAAUAAAUAAAUAUUAAACCGGUUUGAAUCACUGUUAUAUGGUAAGUACCUAUUAAUCAUUUAAAUUCUUAAUUAAAUAUUUCACAAUUAGAUUUUUAAAGUAAACUUUAUUCCUGCCGUUACUACAUUUACUAACAUUUUUCAUACAUGUUAAUAAUUUUAAAAAGUUGUCCUAGGAUAAUAGGAACCAGUGCAGCCACUGUUUUAAUUGAAAAGUUGAAAGGGUAUAGGAGAAACUUAAUGUACAUCUGUACACAACUAUUAACCAUUGCUAACAAUAAAUGAUUCUUAGCGAAAUUUGGUUUAUAGUAUAGCUUUGUCAAAAAAGUAUAUAAUUCAUAUUAUUGUAAGAUAAUUACAUAUGCAUUAUAUAUAUUUUUUUUUUAAAUAUUUGUUUAAUGUAGUACCUCUUUUUCCGAUUUUCCCAUGUUUUUCUCAUUUAUUGAGAAAAAUCCUUGGAAAAUCAAAAGAUGACCUUAAAGUACCUCCCCAGUUCAAUUUCCUUUCAGAAAAAGUGCCAUCUUUUUAAAUCGGAUUAAAAUUGCUAGUAGAAUAGUUGUCCACAGAAAAAAAAUAAAUAUAUAUUAUUGUAAAACCAAUAUAUUCCUCACUUCACUCAGAAUCUAAAAUAUAGUAUAAGUGUCAUUAAAAAUUGUGUAUCAAAUAUUCAGAAAUUACUACAUUCAGUAUUUGUGCCAUAAUCAAGAAUAAGUAUUUGGAAUUCAAUAUAUUAUUUAUUUUAUAUUAUUAAGAAUGUUGAAAGCAAUUCAGUAUAAUAUAUUUAUAAUAUAUAAUUUGUUGUAAUUCUAGUUUAAUUACAAUUACAGUCACAUUCAUGGGUGCCCACAGGAAAUUUAUCAGGGAGAGACAUAAUAAAAAUCAAACAACAAAAAGUACUUAAGAUAAAAAUAUAUUAAUUAAUUAUUUAAAUUAUAUUUGAAAUUUUGAACUCCAGGACGCACAUGGUUGCAUUUCUAAUUUUGUAUUAAACAUUAUAUCAUUAUAUUUACAGAUUAAUUAUAGUAGUAUUCCGAGUAAAAUUACACAAGACCUUUUGUUUUUUAAUUGGAAAAAUCAUCAAUUUCAAUACGGUGCC
This is a messenger RNA of Cinara cedri, 2572 nucleotides long. The record is from the annotation of a GenBank genome assembly. NCBI's taxonomy places the organism in Eukaryota, Metazoa, Arthropoda, Insecta, Hemiptera, Aphididae.